CCCGGGUGGCCGCGAGGCGUGUCCCCGCCGUGCCCCGGAGGAGGUGUGUUCUGGGCCCGGGGCGGCCGGUGGCGGGGCCCUGGCUGCACACCCACGUUCGUAGGGCCAGAAAGGGGAGGCGGCUUCCGCGGGGAGAACUAGGGGCCUGUUUGACACCUGGGGGGCCGUAGUGGGGAGCGAUCUGCGCAUUCUGGGGGUGCAGGGGGCUUUGUGCCCGCCGCCGGGCGGGGAGGUGUGCGCCGUAGGCCACCAUAGAGAAAGUUGCUCUUCCGCGGGAGAUAGGCCCGGGCUGGGCGGCUUGGGGGGCAGAGGGGAAAGUGUGUGCUGGAGGGCGGCGGAUGAGGAGGGGCGGGAGCAGCCGACAGGGGACAGAUGGAGGGGAGCGCCUUGCCCGCGCGGAGCGAGGCUCGGCCCUCCACAAACAGGGGGGCAGGCUUGUGGGGGGCCGGGCCGCCUCCUGCAGGAGGAGAGCAGGAAGCAGGUGGUGGAGUCUGGGAGGAAAAGGGGUUCCAGGGCCUGCAGCUGGAGCGAGAGGCCUGCCUGGCCUCCAACUACGCCCUGGCCAAGGAGAACCUGGCACUGCGGCCCCGCCUGGAGAUGGGCCGGGCCGCCCUGGCCAUCAAGUACCAGGAGCUCCGAGAGGUGGCCGAGAACUGCGCAGACAAGCUACAGCGACUGGAGGAGACCAUGCAUCGCUGGAGUCCCCACUGUGCGCUGGGCUGGCUGCAGGCUGAGUUGGAAGAGGCUGAGCAGGAGGCUGAGGAGCACAUGGAGCAGCUGCUGCUGGGCGAGCAGAGCCUGGAGGCCUUCCUGCCCGCCUUCCAGCGUGGCCGUGCCCUGGCCCACCUGAGGCGGACCCAGGCCGAGAAACUGCAGGAGCUGCUGCGGCGCAGGGAGCGCUCUGCCCAGCCGGCCCCCACCACUGCCACCGAUGCCCCCAAACCCUUCCCAGCUGCAGCCGUCCUGCCCACUGGGGCUGCCCGGGGGCCACCCGCUGCACCCCGGAGCCUACCCCCCUUGGACUCCCGCCCAGUGCCCCCGCUGAAGGGCUCCCCCGGGUGCCCCCUCGGCCCAGCACCUCUGCUAAGCCCCCGGCCCUCUCAGCCAGAGCCCCCCCACCGGUAGGAUCCAGGGUGCGGCCCCCCAGUGGGGGGCCCAGACAAACUUGAUUGGGGGUUCCUCCUCCUCCCCCACUGCCUGGGUGGGGGGAGGGGCAGGCCCCUCCCCCUGGCCUCAGGCAGGCCCUGGCCCUGGAGGCUGAGCUGGGGAGGAGGUCAUCUGGAGGAGACCCCGAGAGGGCUGGGGUGGGUGGGCAGGGUGUUGGGCCCUGGCACUGAGGAACCUCUGCCUUUGUUGUCUCCCCGGCUGGGGCUUCCAGGGCGGUGGGCCAGCCCCAUGCAAGAACUUUACUCACCCUGGGGCCCAGGAAGGUACCCGCUUCUCUGGAGGCUCCGCCCAGGGGGCCUGUUGCACCCUGCUGCUCCAUGGGGCUCGAACAACGCCAAGGCCAGCGGGCGUGUUUUCCAUCACGUCCUGAGCCUACCUUUCCCCCAGCUCUGGAGCCACCGCCUAGGAGCCAGCGGCCAGGCCCCAGCUGUGGGGCCAGGACGCCGUGGCCCUGGGCCCGCUCCGGGACCCUCUCCUGCUCCAGUCCCUGGGCCAGGGUAGGCCGGGGGCGUCUGACCUGCACAGGCAAGAGUGGGCCAUCCCCAGGAAAGACCAUUCUGUAUUUUUCUGUCCCUGUCUCCUUAGAAUGGAACCUUUUUGAGGGCAGGUCCUUGUCUUUGUAUGUUCUGUCCCCAGCCCCGCCUCCUAGGGGCCGUCAAUAAAUGUGAUGAUGAAGA
Molecule: messenger RNA, 1844 nt
Organism: Chinchilla lanigera (long-tailed chinchilla)
Lineage: Eukaryota; Metazoa; Chordata; Mammalia; Rodentia; Chinchillidae
Gene: Vps37d
Product: vacuolar protein sorting 37 homolog D (S. cerevisiae)
Exons: 4
Coding region: 373-1125 (250 amino acids)
Biological process (GO): protein targeting to membrane; protein targeting to vacuole; ubiquitin-dependent protein catabolic process via the multivesicular body sorting pathway
Cellular component (GO): ESCRT I complex
Source: RefSeq, a predicted model, not a curated record